This is a messenger RNA of Aspergillus terreus NIH2624, 1719 nucleotides long. Its product is annotated as sphinganine-1-phosphate aldolase DPL1. Gene Ontology annotation, biological process: carboxylic acid metabolic process; sphingolipid catabolic process. The record is from RefSeq and is a predicted model, not a curated record. Gene Ontology annotation, molecular function: pyridoxal phosphate binding; sphinganine-1-phosphate aldolase activity. The transcript is spliced from 4 exons. Bases 1 to 1719 code for a protein of 572 amino acids. Lineage: Eukaryota; Fungi; Ascomycota; Eurotiomycetes; Eurotiales; Aspergillaceae. Gene Ontology annotation, cellular component: endoplasmic reticulum.
AUGGCUUCCUCUCUCCUCCCCGUCGCCCUGCAGAAUAAACUGCUGGGCUAUAGUCGAUCCCCCAAUGCGCAACUCGCCGCCUUGAAUCUGGAACUGCUCCGGAACAUUGUCUUCUUUCUGUUUAUCUUCCGCUACGUCCGCAAAACGUUCUACUCGCUGCGUGGUUAUGGCCUCUUCGGCAGUCUCCGGAAUGUCUACGCCGCCGUCCGUCUCUUCUGCUAUUCCAUCUUCUUGCGCCUCCCCGGAGUCCGUGGCCAAGUCGACAAACAAGUGUCGUCCGCAAUUGAAAACCUAGAAAAUAAACUCGUCCAGAGUGGCCCCGGCGUCAACAGAUAUUUGACCCUUCCCAAGGAAGGAUGGACCGCCGAGCAGAUUCGCGCCGAGCUCGACAAGUUGGCCAACUUGGAGCAUACGCGCUGGGAAGAUGGCCGAGUCAGCGGUGCCGUGUAUCACGGAGGUCAGGAUCUCUUGAAGCUCCAGACCGAGGCGUUUGGUCAGUUUGGUGUCGCGAACCCGAUCCAUCCCGAUGUCUUCCCGGGCGUACGCAAGAUGGAAGCGGAGGUUGUGGCGAUGGUUCUGGCUUUGUUCAAUGGCCCCUCCGAUGGUGCCGGAGUGACAACUAGCGGUGGCACCGAGUCGAUUCUGAUGGCUUGCUUGGGCGCUCGCAACAAGGCGUAUGCUGAGCGUGGCGUCACCGAGCCGGAAAUGAUCAUCCCGGAUACGGCCCAUGCCGCUUUCUACAAGGCGUCCAACUACUUUGGAAUCAAGCUCCACCGCGUCCCUUGUCCGGCUCCCGAAUACAAGGUCGAUGUCCCCGCGGUCCGUCGCCUGAUUAACUCGAACACGGUUCUUCUCGUCGGCUCCGCGCCCAACUUCCCCCACGGUAUUGUGGACGAUAUCCCGGCGUUGUCCCGCCUUGCGACCAUGUACAAGAUCCCGCUCCACGUGGAUUGCUGCUUGGGAUCCUUCGUCAUUGCUUUCCUCAAGAAGGCCGGCUUCCCGUCGCCCUACGAAGAGGAGGGUGGCUUUGACUUCCGCCUUCCGGGUGUGACCAGCAUCAGUGUGGAUACCCACAAGUAUGGCUUCGCCCCCAAAGGCAACUCGGUCGUUCUGUACCGCAGCCGUGCCUAUCGCAGCUAUCAGUACUUCAUCUACCCCGAUUGGUCUGGCGGUGUCUACGCGUCUCCGUCGGUCGCCGGUUCGCGCCCUGGUGCGCUGAUCGCCGGCUGCUGGGCUAGCUUGAUGAAUGUCGGCGAAGCUGGUUACAUCAACAGCUGUCUGGAGAUUGUGGGUGCCGCGAAGAAGUUUGAACUUUCGAUCCGCGAGCAUCCGGUGCUUUCCAAGAACCUCGGGGUGGUCGGCAAGCCCAUGGUCAGCGUGGUUGCAUUUGAGAGCACGAACCCCGGCGUGGAUACCUACGACCUGGCGGACGGACUGUCUGCCAAGGGCUGGCAUCUGAACGCUCUGCAAUCGCCCCCCGCCAUCCACGUGGCGUUCACUCUGCCGACGGCCGCGGCGGUUGACAAGCUCACGGCAGACUUGGUCGAGGUGCUUGAGAAGGAGUUGGCCAAGGCCGAGGAGAGAAAGCGCCAGGGCAAGUCCUAUGUUAUCAAGCGCGGAGACACGGCCGCUUUGUACGGUGUGGCCGGCAGCAUGCCGGACAAGAGCGUCGUCAGUCGGCUGGCAGAGGGCUUCCUCGACACCCUGUACAAAGCAUAG